Daucus carota subsp. sativus is the source of this 1740-nucleotide messenger RNA. Its product is annotated as FCS-Like Zinc finger 8. The transcript has 3 exons. NCBI's taxonomy places the organism in Eukaryota, Viridiplantae, Streptophyta, Magnoliopsida, Apiales, Apiaceae. Bases 620 to 1507 code for a protein of 295 amino acids. The record is from RefSeq and is a predicted model, not a curated record.
CCUCAGUGUAACAGCAGUUGUUUAACUUUUGUAUCCACUUUUACAACUUUCUCAGCAGUUUUUUCACCACCUAAAAUUUAGUGUACACAAAUACAGAAAAAAUACAUUAAAUUAAUUAUUGUUAUUUUUGUUAUUUAGCUUCAUUUUCUGUGGUGCUCUUUUAAUUAAUUUGUAUUGUUUUUAUACAAGAGUACUAUUUGUGAAUCUUUUGGGAUCAUAAUUGCAGAAGCAUUAAUUCAAAGACUGGUGAAAGAGGAAAAAGAAAUGAAAAGAAAAGCUGGGUAAAUUUAGAAGCUUUUGUGCAUUUUGUUGGCUUCUAGCUAGUUCUAGUACUAAUCAAUUAAAACUGGUCUUGAAUCAUUAUUGGGUCACCCUUCUUUUGAUUUGUAGAGAACUUAAUUAUUCUUGAUAUUUUUUUUUAAUAAAUUGUUGAGGGCUUCCAAGAAUCAAUGCCUUUUAUAUGUUUUGAUAGUACCCAAAAGAUUGCAUCUUUUGUUGUGCUUGAUGGAACUUGGUAGAUGCCCAUCUCUUCUAAGUUGCAAUCCAUGGCAUUUUUGAACCAUUUCAGGGGUUUUUGCUGAAGUGGAAAUUUAGAAUAAUCAUAAUACAGCAAGUUGUAAUGGCAGAUACAUACAGAAAAUCAUCCACAUCCAUUUUCAGUUCUCCUAGGUUCUUUACUGGAAUUACCUCAAAGGGUUACACUGACACAGAUUCUGUAAUGAGUCCAACUUCAGUUCUUGAUAGUAAACCAUUUUCUGCUAUAAAAACUCCUUUUUGGUCUAAUGGUAACAGCCCAAGAAUCUCAAAACCUGAAAGUAGAGUUAAGUGGGAUGGAUUGGAUUCUAAAAAGGUUGGCCUUGGCCUAGUUGAUGCUCUCAUUGAUGAAACAUCAGAGACAGAUCUAUCGAAAAGCGAAAGCCGAAUGGUAUUGUUUGGAUCACAGUUGAAGAUUCAGAUUCCUCACCUGCCCACCUCUGUUCCUUCCCCUAAUUCUGAUUAUGCAGGGUCUCCUAGGGAUUUUGGCAUCAAAACUAGGAAUUCUCAGUUGGGAUCCUUUUCGCCUUUGUCAUCUCCAUAUUCAUCAAAGAAAUCUCCUUUUGGUUCUUUAAAUUCUGGAAAUGAGAAUUCUAAUCUGCCACGGAUUCUGUCUGGCAGUCUUUCUGCUGGGGAGAUGGAGCUUUCAGAGGAGUAUACUUGUGUGAUUACUCAUGGCCCCAACCCCAAAACUACCCACAUAUUUGAUGAUUGCAUAAUUGAGGACUGUUGCGGAAUUGUUGGAUUCUCAGCAUCCUCCAAGAAAGAAAACGGCUUUGGCACUGAGAAGUCACUGCGAUAUCCCUCUGAGAGUUUUUUAAGUUUUUGUUACAAUUGCAACAAGAAUCUUGGGCAAGGGAAAGACAUUUACAUGUACAGGGGUGAGAAAGCCUUCUGCAGCAGCGAAUGUCGCUACCAGGAAAUACUGUCGGAUGAAGGUACUGAAGAGUCUGAUGAUAUUUACGGAACAUGAUCCCAGAGUUUUUCUCAAUAAGCUUCACGGGGGAUACUAUAAAUAUUAUCAAUUUUCUAUAUUUGAAUCUUUGAGAUUUCAGAUAUGGAUCAACUUAUUAGAGUUUUUUUUUUUUGACAAACUCAUUUGCAAGCAAGUAAUAAUUGUAUGUUUGGAUUAAUUUGGUUUAAUCUACAUUGCAAUGUACUAAAUUUUGCUUUUAAGGUAGUAAAUUUGUUAUCAGUUAUUGUUGA